Messenger RNA from Paramecium octaurelia, 1416 nucleotides. The record is from the annotation of a GenBank genome assembly. Lineage: Eukaryota; Ciliophora; Oligohymenophorea; Peniculida; Parameciidae.
AUAUGAAUUAAGACUAACUAAAUUUCGAUUUCUCUGUGAAAGCCUUAUUCAUUUUUAACCCAUUAGCCGUUCCCACAAUACCCAAACCAUCUGAAUAGGUAUUUAAUUUACUAAGAUCUAGGAUUAAUAAGAUGCGAAAUUAAUCUAUUACUAUCCAUAAGGUGCAAAUGUUGAAGAAAAAAGAAUUUAAACAGGGAUGGCAGAAGGUAUCUUUCAAUUUUUUGCACAAUUUAAUCCUAGUCCUAAUCUAUUGGAGCAGUAGGAAAAUAAAAGCAAAAAUGAAUCCUUGCAGUUUCAAACAAUACAUUUGGAGUAACAGACCCACAUAAUCUGCAGGGUGAGAGAGGAUCUCUUUCUAUUUAUAACCUUGGCUCAUUAGAAAAUACCAAAAAUAAAAACUAUUGUUGAGGAUUAUUUUUUUAGUGAAUGCAAUAAAUUUCAUUACAGCUUAUCAAAAAAUUUGUAUACUAAUGUUGCGGAGAACUUUGUGGCAAACUUUGAUUUAUUUUAUGGAUGCGAUUUAACACAAAUUAAUCAUUUCACAUAGAGAUGGAUUUUAUGUAAUGCAAGAUCUAGUACAACUAUGAAUUUAUUUAAUUUUUAAUCAUUCUCAUUAAAAUAUGCUUAGAUUGAUGCUGCCAUAUAUUUGCAUCUUUAAUCAAUCCUAACUUUUGCAAGAUAAUAGGAAGAUUAGAUAACCGAUUACGUAGUAUUUUAUGCAGGAUAUUUUCUGUUUUCAACACUCCCCCAUCAAAAGGCAAUCCUAUUUAAAGAGCAUUAUUAUGGUAGUGGAUUGCCUUGGAUAAACUUGGAUACCAAGAUAAAUCUGAAAUUCCCAGCUAAUGCAGAAAGUUAAACUGCCUACCUUAAUUUUUUUAAUCUAAAAAAUGCUAUUAGGGAUGGAUUUACAGGUCAAAUAGUUUAUCUAAAUAAAUAAAAGAAAAAUAUGUUCACCUAUUUGGAUAAACAAUUGCUAAUAAUUGCUAUAGCAAAUCCAUUGAAUAAUUUACAAAAUCUACCUAAAGUGGCCAAUGUCUUUUCAAAAUAGAUUGAUAAAUUAGUAUAUAAGUUAGAGAUAGUUAUUGAGCAAUCCUAAAAGUAAGAUUUUGUAAGAUUCAUUUAUUUCAAUGGAGUUAAUUUGGCUUAUAGAAUAUCUAGUUAAUUGAAUGUCCCCAAAUUGGGUUCUGAAAAUUUAAGAGUACUGCAAUUGGUGUAUGAGAAAUUGAAUACACGCAAUCAAUAUGUCAUAAGAACGUAAAAAUAUGAAAAUAUAUUAGAGCAGGAGUGUGGUUUUAUGGAAAUAGAGUAUCUGAAAGAAAGGUUGUAUAUAUAUUGCCAGCUAAUAUACCAUUAAGCAAAGUGGAAGAGGAAGUAAAUAAAAUUGCUGAAUCAACAUUCCCUAAUUUGCUUUUGUGA